This is a messenger RNA of Chaetomium fimeti, 2077 nucleotides long. RefSeq lists its product as uncharacterized. The transcript has a single exon. The coding region runs from base 273 to 1922 and encodes 549 amino acids. Lineage: Eukaryota; Fungi; Ascomycota; Sordariomycetes; Sordariales; Chaetomiaceae. The record is from RefSeq and is a predicted model, not a curated record.
GCUGAGAACACUGAUGGAAUCACCCCUUUGCCCUUCUGCCCUUCCACCAUCUUAGGACUGAUCCGUCUUCGGACUGAUCCGCAUUCCUGCAUGCGGAUGACCAAGAUUGCGACGCACAGGUGGCACCGCCGCAGGUUGCCCUCGGUCCUGAUUGGGCUUUUUGAAAGCCCGCAUUAACCGACCCUUUGUUGAUUGGCUGAGACGCCACUAGCGCUGAAUCUGGGCCGUCAGUGGGGGCGGUGUGCUCAGCCGGUUUUGAAGCCCGCGCGGGUAUGAUUGGCCAAAUCUGCGGCAACUCGGAACUUGGCGUGCCACACGGUUUUGUCUUUCCGGAUCGGGCAGCCAACACCUCACCCUUCGUUCCCGGCCCAUUUUCCAACACCCCGUCGCCCCCCAACCCUGGUCCACCACGACGACCCUUCACUCUGUCUCAUCAAGAAUCAUCGCCCACUCACAGUCACCGUUCUACAUUCGGCAAGCGACAAACCUCCAAACCAACCCGCUCAAUUACUAUACCCGAUCUUCAAAAUGUUCUGCAACAUACCCCUCGUCUAGAUGGCUCUCAGCGCGAACUCGACAUCCGCGUGUCACAAUCUCAGAAAGCAUACCCUCUCUCCGGUUCUCGAUCUUGGUCUCCUCCUCUCCCGUACUCACCCGACCCAUCCCUCACCUUCACCCUCGCCCUCACCCUCACGUCCCUACACAAAUCCCCAGCUCCCGGCAGCCGGAGAAUGGAGGAUCCCGACAGUUGUUGGACAUGGCCCUUCUGGAAGUUUGGGCUGAAGAAGGACGACCUCUUCGGAACGCUGCACGAUCAAUAUAACACGGUCCCCUCCCCGAUCCUCGACCCCGAGGCCUUUCACCACGAUGUCUACGAGAUCUCGCAGCAAGCCGGCUCCGCCGACGAGUUCCACCAUCUCCUCCACAACCGCAAGGAACAACGCCUGCGCGAGCUGAACGAGACGCUCGAGUCCGCCGCCUUUGAGAUUAUCGCCAACCCUUCGCUCAUCGGCACCGAGCAAUGGCAGCACGCCGUGCAGCUCUUCCGGACGAAGUCGCUCGAUUCCCUCGUGCGUUACUACGCAUCCUAUCUCCCGUCCGACCACCCAUGGUACAAGUCGGAUUCCGCGUCCAGCUCCGAUGCGGGCAGCAGUGUUGGCUCGCUCACGGACUCGCACGCCUCGUUCUUCGAGGACGAGGAAGUCCACAUCGUCGAUGAGCCGUUCGAGUACCCGAGCUUUCCCCAGCAACACAUCCCUGCCUCGCCUCGGUCGAUGACCAUGUGCUCCGACUCGUCUGUUGCUUCGCCAAUUGGUGAUGCUCAUCACGAGUUCGACUUUGAACACGCAACGCCUGCGCGCUCUCUGUCCUUCUCGGAAUCCGAGCCGGACUGCUGUGCGAUGGGCGGGUCAGACGCGCCGUGCGAUUGCGGACGCGACUCCGGUUAUCUAUCUACCUCUACCGCCGAGACCGCGAGGUCCGGUCAUGGUGUUGACAACAACGAUGCCAACACUGCCCACACUACCCCAUCAACCAAAUCACGCAAGGGAGAGGUCACACUCCCGCUACAUACAUCCGAAGUCACAGACUCGGAGACGCCGACGCCCAAACCAGAGGCGCAUUCGGCGUCCUUCUUUGCUGACACGAAACCAUCACCAAACCAUCACCGACGACAUCGCAGUCUCUCACCAUCCCGCCCGCAACCCUUGUCCCAACGCGACCUCGACGAAGUGCUCGUCGCCCACCGAGACCCGCGCCAUCCGCAACGGUCAAAGCCCAGUCGGAGGGAAAGGGAAUGCAGCCCGGCGGUACAGCGGAGGAGGAGAGGCAGCCCGGCGGAGUCCGGCGCAAGGAUACAGAAACCGCUCGCCGAGACGGCGCGGUCAAGAACACGGGGACGGAAGUGGGCCGAGGGCAGCUAGCACAGACGGCGGCGUUUAUGGCGUUCAGGAGGCUUGGUGGAUUGGCGCGCCGAUACCCUCUGGACAAAUGUCCUGUUGUACAUAUUUUUGCUUGUUUAUGACGGUAAUGUUUCUACACCCCAGGGUCAUGAUACGUUUUGGUGUGAUACGAUGCU